Molecule: messenger RNA, 1420 nt
Organism: Polyodon spathula (Mississippi paddlefish)
Lineage: Eukaryota; Metazoa; Chordata; Actinopteri; Acipenseriformes; Polyodontidae
Product: LIM/homeobox protein Lhx6-like
Exons: 4
Biological process (GO): forebrain neuron development; regulation of transcription by RNA polymerase II; neuron differentiation
Cellular component (GO): nucleus
Molecular function (GO): DNA-binding transcription factor activity, RNA polymerase II-specific; RNA polymerase II transcription regulatory region sequence-specific DNA binding
Source: RefSeq, a predicted model, not a curated record
CAAGACAGUCAACCAAAACCAGCAAAGAGAGCGCGCACCUCCUUCACAGCUGAACAGCUGCAGGUAAUGCAAGCCCAGUUUUCACAAGACAACAACCCAGAUGCACAAACACUUCAGAAACUUGCAGACAUGACAGGACUAAGCAGGAGAGUAAUACAGGUUUGGUUUCAAAACUGCAGAGCAAGACAUAAAAAGCAUACCCCUCAGCACAGUGGGCCUCCACAAGGGACCCCCCAGUCCAGGAUGCCCCCCUCCCUCCCAGAGGAGAUUCAUUACUCCCCUUUCGGCAGUCCUGAUAGGGCCCGCAUGGUAGCGCUGCAUGGAUACAUCGAGAGCCACCCAUUCUCAGUGUUGACAACACAGACUAUUCCUCACCCUCAUCAAGCCAUGGCACUAGCACAGUUACCACUGAGCCGCUAGCGUAUUCACACAGACAGUUCCACUACGUCUUCAAAGAAGAGGCAGCACUUUGAGCUGAUUGUCCUAAGCCGGGCCACGCUUGAUCUGUGUAUCGGACCUGCUACAGUGAUUUACAUUUCUCAUGGUGCAGUGUCACAUCCCACAUACUGAGCUGAGUUUGCUUCAGAAGAACAACAUGGAAAAUAAAUAAUCCCUCUGACGCCUGCAUCGGGGACUUACUUUUAAGAAAUGAUGCAGUCACAGAAAAAUAAAGCUUUCUUGGAGAGCAAAGCCUUUGUGAAUUGUGGAAUAUUUUUCUUUGAUUUUUGAACACCCUUUCCAGUAAGAGGGUGUACCAAAGCCACUGUGCUUUGUUGUGUUCUUUGAGUUUUUCCUUGCUUGUUCCGAAAACAAGUUGUUUGCUGCAUAUUUUACUGUUUGUUAAUUAAGACAAAACUAAGAUUUACUCAGCCAACAUCACUCUGUUUCAUAAGUCACCUAACUCAGACAGGUAAGGUUUGAAGACUUUUUUUUUUAAAUUAGGAAAGGUUUUGAACUUCUUUGAAUUUGUGUUUUCUCUUAAAAAGCAUCUCAGCACAGGUGUGAAAUAUCACAGUACUGUUGUUAUUGUUUAGAUUGAUUUUGUAUUUCAUUAUGUUGACUUUUUAGAACUCAGUUUAAAGCACCCCAGUGGUCUAACUACAGCUGGUACACCAGAGUGUAACCAUUAACCCGUCCCCCUGCAACACAGCCCAAGUGAACGUAAGAAAUACCACAUUUUAUUCUGUUUCUUACAUUCCUCAGAGGCAGAGCAGAGCUGGCACAGAGGGACAGAUUUGAGAGCUGGUUGAGAGCUGGCUUGAGGCCACAAGGAUGCUUUCAACGUCUCAGUUUUAAAGAGUCACCACGAUGUGGUGACUGAAUCAGAAAAUUCUAUACAGACUAACUCUAAACAACAAGAAGAAAGCAUUAGUCAAAGAGUAAGUAGCUUGACAUUACAUGUUGGCUAGAUCAUACAGUG